GGGAGGGGUGAUCCCUCCUCCUGGCUGAGCAGACGUCCUAUAUAUGAAGAAGUAGAAGUGCAGCUGUUCACAAGUUUCUCUGCUAGAAGAACACGAUGGCAGCUGACGGCGUUGUCUUAAAUCACCUCAACCUCCAGAGUGGUCACUGUGUGGAGGUGAAGGCCGUCAUUCCGGAGGGCUGUAAGGGAUUUGCCGUAAACUUGGGAAAGGAUCAUAAGAAUUAUCUUCUACACUUCAACGCUCGAUUUGACCUUCAUGGAGACACCAACAAGAUAGUCUGCAACUCGAAGGAGGACAACGCCUGGGGAGAGGAGCAGAGGGAGAGCUUCUUCCCCUUCCAGGCGGGGUCAGAAACCUCGAUUUGCUUCAAGUACGACCAAGACAAGAUCAACGUACAAUUAUCUUCCGGGGAGAAUUUCUCGUUUCCAGCCCGCUUUCCCACAGAUGGGAUCUCAUUCUUGUCCUUGGAAGGCAUCCAGCUCAAGUGCCUCACACUAGAAUGAGGAAUUCCGCAGUAGAGGAGCCGCCUGGCCCACGUGUCCAUAUUCAGGAUCUGUGAAAUAUGGCCAUAGUGAAUGAAGGAAAAAAUAAAUAGUUGUAUCCUGUUUUGUAACCCCCUCCCCCCAAUCUGUAUCCUUGCUGACUUAUAGCCCUGUGUUGUGCUUUGCUCAGUUCAUGUAUUAGAAAAGAAUUUCAUCCACAAUUCAUAUAAUAUCUAAAGAACUCGUGCCUGAUCCAACCGAUCAUUUUAUCAUUCAGCACUGAAACUUUGGAUUCAUCUUCGUAGUCGAUAUCUCUACCUGCUCCAUAGCGCCGCCCUGCUGGAGGACUAUGGCAUUACUUUUAAAAAGGGCCACGGUAACCAACAGAGGGCGCUAAUUUUACAUUUUCUGCCUGCAUAGUCUGAUUUCUUGGAUUUUCAAUAAAACAAUAAAAAUCUUUCUGAUC
Messenger RNA from Rana temporaria (common frog), 948 nucleotides. Its product is annotated as galectin-1-like. The transcript is spliced from 4 exons. NCBI's taxonomy places the organism in Eukaryota, Metazoa, Chordata, Amphibia, Anura, Ranidae. Gene Ontology annotation, molecular function: carbohydrate binding; laminin binding. The record is from RefSeq and is a predicted model, not a curated record. The coding region runs from base 96 to 503 and encodes 135 amino acids.